AUGACGGUGCCGUUCAAAAUACCAAUUUCCGAUUUAGAUUAUUGUCUAGAGCAAUUAUUAGAUCAUAAACCACCGAAAAUCCUUCCUCCAGAGACCAUUCAACAAUUAUGUCAUACUUUAAAAACAGAAUUAUUACAGACUCCAAAUAUAAUAUCGCUACAAUCACCAAUAUCGGUAGUUGGUGAUAUUCAUGGACAAUAUCAUGAUUUAUUAGAAAUAUUCCAAAUUGGAGGAUCACCGCCUCAAACUAAUUAUUUAUUCUUGGGUGAUUACGUUGAUCGUGGUUAUUAUUCAGUGGAAACUAUAUCAUUGUUAUUAGUUUUAAAAUUGAGAUAUCCAGAAAGAGUGUUUUUAAUACGAGGUAAUCAUGAAUCAAGAACAAUCACUACUAAUUAUGGAUUUUAUACCGAAGUCUUAAACAAAUAUCAAGGGUCAGCCGAUGUAUGGACAUUCAUUACUGAUUUGUUUGAUUAUUUACCAUUAGGGGCUACUAUAGAUGGCAAGAUAUUUGCAUGUCACGGUGGGUUAUCCCCCAGUUGUCAACAAUUGGAUCAAAUACGAGCAGUCGAUAGAUUUAGAGAAAUCCCUCACGAUGGGAUUAUGGCAGAUUUAGUGUGGAGUGAUCCUGACGUUGCCAUACUGGAUUUUAAAUUGAGUCCUCGUGGUGCUGGUUAUUUAUUUGGUAAUGAUGUCAUUGAUAAGUUCUGUCAGGAUAAUAAUUUGGUGCAAAUGAUUAGAGCUCAUCAAUUGUGUAAUGAAGGGUAUACGAGUUAUUGGAAGGGGAAAUGUUUAACUGUUUGGAGUGCACCAAACUACUGCUAUCGGUGUGGUAAUAAAGCGAGUGUUUUAGAAAUCCUACACUCAAACUAUGAUAGUAAAGAUCCUACAAAUGGUUCUGAUGGCGAAAUCAGUAGUAUUAAUGGUGAAUUCAUAGGGGUGAAUACCUCUUUUGAACUGUUCGGUGAUGAUGAUGAUGAUUAUAACGACUACAGAAAUCGAUUUAAUAAUAGUUCCCGGUUACACAAACAACAAGGAGUGCUACCGGGACAAUUUUUCAAUGUUUUUGAAGCAUCUAAAGAAAAUGAUGAAGAUACUUUGCAAGGUAAAAGUGUUAAUGGUAUUAAUUUUGAUGAUGAAUUGUCAACGUCUGAUGAUACUAGUGGUAGUGGUGGUAAUAAUAAUAAGGGGGACUUCUUUGCCGCUUUCUUCCAAGAACGACCUAAACGUCAACAAGUUGAGUAUUUCUUGUAA
Messenger RNA from Candida albicans SC5314, 1251 nucleotides. It is a transcript of the gene PPG1, whose product is annotated as putative serine/threonine-protein kinase. The transcript has a single exon. The coding region runs from base 1 to 1251 and encodes 416 amino acids. Gene Ontology annotation, molecular function: protein serine/threonine phosphatase activity; hydrolase activity, hydrolyzing O-glycosyl compounds. Gene Ontology annotation, cellular component: FAR/SIP/STRIPAK complex. The record is from RefSeq and is a predicted model, not a curated record. Gene Ontology annotation, biological process: peptidyl-serine dephosphorylation; carbohydrate metabolic process. NCBI's taxonomy places the organism in Eukaryota, Fungi, Ascomycota, Pichiomycetes, Serinales, Debaryomycetaceae.